This is a messenger RNA of Colletes gigas, 1088 nucleotides long. RefSeq names its product pyruvate dehydrogenase E1 component subunit alpha, somatic form, mitochondrial-like. NCBI's taxonomy places the organism in Eukaryota, Metazoa, Arthropoda, Insecta, Hymenoptera, Colletidae. Gene Ontology annotation, cellular component: intracellular membrane-bounded organelle. Gene Ontology annotation, biological process: pyruvate decarboxylation to acetyl-CoA. The transcript is spliced from 6 exons. The coding region runs from base 24 to 1088 and encodes 354 amino acids. Gene Ontology annotation, molecular function: pyruvate dehydrogenase (acetyl-transferring) activity. The record is from RefSeq and is a predicted model, not a curated record.
UUUCCUUUCCCCGUCAUAGGGGAAUGACCAAGGAAGUGACAAUAGACACGAAGUAUGAGUUGUAUCGCUUGGAAAGUGGACCGUCGAAGAAAGCGACGUUAAACGAGGAGGAAGCCAUUUACGCGCUGAGAACAAUGAAUUAUAUCAGACGAAUGCAAAAUAAGGCCGCGGAAUUGUACAGAUUGCGUUUGAUAAACGGUUUCCUUCAUUUGUAUUCCGGUCAGGAGGCGGUUGCCGUAGGGAUGAAGAUGGCGAUGAAGGACACGGACAGCCUGAUCACUGCUUACAGGUGUCACGGUUUCGCGGUGGUUUUCGGCGUGUCGGCGCGGGAGGUUCUCGCGGAACUAAUGGGUCGACGAACAGGUGUGUCGAAAGGCAAAGGUGGAUCGAUGCACAUGUACGCGACGCAGUUUUACGGGGGCGAAGGUAUCGUCGGCGGUCAGGUACCGAUCGGUGCUGGAUUGGGAUUCGCUCACAAGUACAAUGGCACUGGGGGGGUCGCGUGGGCGGUGUACGGGGACGGAGCCGCGUCCCAGGGUCAGGUCUACGAGGCGUACAACAUGUCGAAACUAUGGAAUCUGCCGGUAGUGUACGUUUGCGAGAACAACAAAUACGGAAUGGGAACCGUGGUAGACAGACACUCGGCGAACACUGCCUUUUACACUCGAGGAGAUCUGAUUCCAGGAGUCAAGGUGGACGGAAUGAAGCUCAUAGACGUUCGCGAAGCCGUCAGGUUUGCCAGAGAUUAUGCUCUCCGAAACGGCCCGAUCAUAUUGGAGAUGGAUACGUAUCGAUACUUCGGGCACAGCAUGAGCGAUCCUGGCACCUCGUAUCGUACCAGAGAAGAAAUAAGCGCCGUAAGGACAGAGGCGGAUCCUAUCAUGAUGCUGGCUACUCUUCUCGUGGAGAACGGCUUGAAGACUGAAAAAGAAAUUAAAGAGAUACAAGACACCACGUGGAAAGAAGUAGACAAGGAACUGGAACAGGCCAAAGCCGAUCCGUUUCCAGAAAUGUCGGAGAUCUCGUCGAACGUUUAUGCCCACCAAGUGGGCAAUGUCCGCGGCAAAGCGCCUUGGCAGACCCAUUGA